AUGGUGGGUUGGCAAAGACUUGUUUUACAGACACUGUAUCGUCAAGCUGGGAGAAGGGUAGUGCCCUCUAGUCAAACCACCUUUGCCAAGUCCUCAUCUUCAUGCGGGGCAGCAUCCUCUGUUUUCCCUGGCAAAUCAAAUUGUUUGGAGACGUUUUGGAACCCAUCAUCAUCAUCAUCCUCGCUGCGGCCUCUUUAUCAGUAUUUGCAACAUGCGGGAAUUUCCUAUUCAAGGACAAUGCUGGCUGAUUCGUCAGAGGAUAAACCUAUUCCUUCUCCAUUGACUCCUGUCCUAGCUUUGGAUAGCGGAAAAGCUGAAGACCAGAAGGCAGUCUCCAAACCUGCUACUGUUCAAGCUGUACUGAAGGGGAUAAAGCAGAGUCCCAAGAAGGUCAACUUGGUUGCUGCGCUAGUUCGUGGCAUGCGAGUUGAAGAUGCAUUGUUGCAGUUGCAAGUGACCGUGAAAAGGGCUGCAAAAACUGUUUACCAGGUCAUCCAUUCAGCACGAGCGAAUGCAACACAUAAUCAUGGGCUGGAUCCAGACCGUCUACUCGUUGCUGAGGCAUUCCUGGGGAAGGGGCGCUUCAUAAAGAGAGUCUCGUAUCAUUCCAAAGGGAGGCAUGGAAUCAAAGUGAGACCGGAGUGUCGAUUGACGGUUGUAGUGAGGGAGACAACCCCAGAGGAGGAGGCCCAUAUAGCCAAGCUGAAGGUGAACAACUUCCGCAAGCUGACAAAGCGGGAGAAGCGUCUUGUCCCUCACAAACUUAUCGAGAUCGAACCAGUUUGGGGCCGUAAAAGCAGAAAUCACGAAUCGAGAGCUUCUGCUGAAUAA
Linum trigynum is the source of this 831-nucleotide messenger RNA. The record is from the annotation of a GenBank genome assembly. NCBI's taxonomy places the organism in Eukaryota, Viridiplantae, Streptophyta, Magnoliopsida, Malpighiales, Linaceae.